CUCUCUCUCUCUCUCUCUCUCUCUCUUUUUCUUAAUUCGCUUUACCUCUCUACUCCUCCUAACCCGUCUUCUUCUUCACUCGCCUUCCAUGGAGUCGUCGGAUCCACCACCGUCGAUCAACUUCGGCACCGCAGAGGCUCUCGACCACAUCCGUAGCCUCACCGACGUGGGAGCCAUGACGCGCCUCCUCCACGAGUGCAUAGCCUACCAACGCGCCCUGGAUCUCAACCUCGACCACCUCCUCUCCCAGCGCUCCGACCUCGACAAGCACCUCUCCAAUCUCCAGAAAUCCUCCCAGGUCCUCGACAUCGUCAAGUCCGACGCCGACCACGUCCUCUCCAACGUCUCCUCCACCUGCGACCUCGCCGACCACGUCAGCGCCAAGGUCCGCGAGCUCGACCUCGCCCAGUCGCGCGUCAACUCCACGCUCCUCCGGCUCGACGCGAUUGUGGAGCGGACCAACUGCAUUGACGGCGUUAAGCAGGCGCUUGACGGCCAGGACUACGAGUCCGCGGCGAAGUUCGUGCAGAGGUUUAUGCAGAUUGAAUCGGAGUAUAGGGAUUCGGGUUCGGAGCAGAGGGAUCAGCUCAUGGAGUCGAAGAAGCAGCUCGAAUCGAUUGUGAAGAAGAAGCUAUCUGCAGCCGUGGACCAGAGGGACCAUCCCAAUGUGCUGAGGUUCAUUAGGCUCUACACGCCGUUGGGGAUAGAAGAGGAGGGUCUACAGGCGUAUGUGAGUUACUUGAGGAAGGUGAUUGGGAUGAGAUCGAGGCUCGAGUUCGAGCAUUUGAUGGAGUUGAUGGAGCAGAAGAACAAUCAGAACCAGCAGGUUAAUUUUGUGGGGUGUUUGACCAAUUUGUUUAAGGACAUUGUGUUGGCAAUUGAAGAGAAUGGUGAGAUUUUGAGGGGGCUUUGUGGGGAAGAUGGGAUUGUUUAUGCCAUUUGCGAGCUUCAGGAGGAGUGUGAUUCGAGGGGGACUUUGAUUUUGAAGAAGUAUAUGGAGUAUAGGAGAUUGCCCAAGUUGUCGUCCGAGAUAAAUGCGCAGAAUAUGAAUUUGCUUGAUGUUGGUGUUGCUGGUGUUGGGUCUGAGGGGCCUGACCCGAGAGAGGUUGAGCUUAUAUUGGAGGAGAUACUGUCUUUGAUGCAGUUGGGUGAGGAUUAUACUGAAUUCAUGGUGUCUAAGAUCAAGGGCUUGAGUAAUGUGGAUCCGGAUUUAGCGCCGAGAGCAACCAAGUCUUUUAGGAGUGGAAGUUUUAGCAAAGUGGUUCAGGACAUUACUGGGUUUUAUGUCAUAUUAGAGGGUUUCUUUAUGGUUGAGAAUGUGAGGAAGGCUAUAAGGAUUGAUGAGCAUGUGCCUGACAGUCUUACCACUUCUAUGGUGGAUGAUGUUUUCUAUGUUCUGCAGAGUUGCUUGCGAAGGGCGAUAUCCACUUUGAAUAUCAGCUCAGUGAUUGCUGUGUUGAGUGGUGCCAGUAGUUUGUUGAGUAAUGAGUACCAUGAAGCUUUGCAACACAAGAUGAGAGAGCCCAAUCUUGGUGCGAAGCUGUUCUUGGGUGGUGUUGGUGUUCAAAAGACUGGCACAGAGAUCGCCACGGUUUUGAAUAAUAUGGAUGUGAGUAGUGAGUAUGUGCUCAAACUGAAACACGAAAUUGAGGAGCAAUGUUUGGAAGUAUUUCCUGCACCAGCUGAUAGAGAAAAAGUUAAGUCUUGUUUGUCCGAGUUAGGGGAUAUGAGCAACACAUUCAAGCAAGCUUUGAAUGCUGGCUUGGAGCAACUUGUGGCAACUGUGACACCACGUAUCCGUCCAGUGCUUGAUAAUGUUGCGACCAUCAGCUAUGAGCUAUCAGAGGCUGAAUAUGCGGAUAAUGAGGUUAAUGACCCAUGGGUUCAAGGGCUUCUUCAUGCUGUUGAGACGAAUGCAGCAUGGCUGCAGUCACUAAUGACUGCCAACAACUACGAUUCGUUCAUACAUUUGAUAAUUGAAUUCCUUGUGAAGAGGCUUGAAGUAAUUAUGAUGCAGAAAAGAUUUAGUCAACUUGGAGGCCUUCAGCUGGACAGAGAUUGUAGGGCAUUGGUGAGCCAUUUUUCUAGCAUGACUCAGAGAACUGUUAGAGACAAGUUUGCUCGGCUUACUCAAAUGGCAACCAUCCUCAACUUAGAAAAGGUCUCUGAGAUUCUGGAUUUCUGGGGUGAGAAUUCAGGACCUAUGACCUGGAGACUGACACCAGCCGAGGUCAGGCGAGUUUUGGGUCUGAGAGUUGAUUUUAAAUCCGAAGCAAUAGCCGCCCUCAAGUUGUAAUUCCAGCUGAACCGACACUUCUCCUUCAUAUUUUUUUUUUUUUCCUCUUCAAAAAGAUUCAUAUCUUCAUUCUUUUUGUUACCAUUUCCUACAGUUUUGUUCACCAUAUUUCUCUGUUAUAGUUCUAUUUUUCAGUCAGAUUUUUGUAAUACUUCAGCUUGAACAUGUACUAGUUAUCUUUGAACCUCUUAAAAGUGUAGAAUAUUACUUCAGUUGCAUUA
Messenger RNA from Rosa rugosa (rugosa rose), 2517 nucleotides. Its product is annotated as conserved oligomeric Golgi complex subunit 4. Bases 89 to 2296 code for a protein of 735 amino acids. The record is from RefSeq and is a predicted model, not a curated record. The transcript has 2 exons. Lineage: Eukaryota; Viridiplantae; Streptophyta; Magnoliopsida; Rosales; Rosaceae.